Messenger RNA from Lasiodiplodia theobromae, 795 nucleotides. Its product is annotated as Deoxyribose-phosphate aldolase. The record is from RefSeq and is a predicted model, not a curated record. Lineage: Eukaryota; Fungi; Ascomycota; Dothideomycetes; Botryosphaeriales; Botryosphaeriaceae. Gene Ontology annotation, biological process: carbohydrate catabolic process; deoxyribonucleotide catabolic process. The coding region runs from base 1 to 795 and encodes 264 amino acids. Gene Ontology annotation, molecular function: deoxyribose-phosphate aldolase activity. The transcript has a single exon. Gene Ontology annotation, cellular component: cytoplasm.
AUGGCCGCCACCAACACCAACACCAUCACCGUCACCCUCACCCAACUCGCCAAAACGAUCGACCACUCCCUCCUCCACCCCACCAUGACCGACGCCGACAUCCUCCACGGCCUCGCCAUCGCCAAGCGCCACAACGUCGCCACCGCCUGCAUCAAACCCUACCUGAUCCCGCUGGCCCUGCGCGAGCUAGCCGGCACCACCGUCCACGUCUGCCCCGUCAUCGGCUUCCCACACGGCAACAGCACGACCGAGAUCAAAGUCCUCGAGGCCACCGCCGCCGCCGCCGCGGGCGGGAAGGAAAUCGACAUGGUCAUCAACAUCGGCAAAGCGCUGGGCGGCGACUGGGGGUACGUGGAGCACGAGAUACGGCAGGUGAACGAGGCGGUGGUGGCGCGGGGGGCGGGGCUGAAGGUUAUUUUUGAAAACGACUAUCUGGGAGACGAGCAGAUUGUGCGGCUGUGUCGGAUAUGCUCGGAUGUGGGCGUGGCGUUUGUGAAGACGUCGACGGGGUACGGGUUUGUGAAGCAGCCGGGCGGGAUGUACGCGUACAAGGGCGCGACGGUGCGGCAUUUGAAGUUGAUGAGGGAGCAUUCGAAGCCGGGGGUGCAGGUCAAGGCGGCGGGGGGUGUGAGGACGCUGGAUGAUUUGCUGCACGUCAUGGCGCUGGGUGUGACGAGGAUCGGGGCGACGGCGACGGUGGCGAUUAUGGAGGAGGCUGUGCGGAGGGGGAUUACGGAGGAGCCGACGACUGUCGAGUUUAAGCCGAUGGCUGAGGACGGGGUUGGCGGCUACUAA